Molecule: messenger RNA, 567 nt
Organism: Capronia epimyces CBS 606.96
Lineage: Eukaryota; Fungi; Ascomycota; Eurotiomycetes; Chaetothyriales; Herpotrichiellaceae
Product: PUA domain-containing protein
Exons: 2
Coding region: 1-567 (188 amino acids)
Biological process (GO): formation of translation preinitiation complex
Molecular function (GO): RNA binding
Source: RefSeq, a predicted model, not a curated record
AUGGCACACCCACUGAAGCUCACAAUCUGUUCCAGCCUCUCUGCGGGCGCAAAGUCCAAGGUCAAAUCCUCGGUGCAGCGGGGCAUCAGGGCCAAAGUCCUCGAGACAUAUCCCAACCUCGAGCCGUACAUUGACGAGAUCCUACCUAAGAAAAGCCAGAUGGACUUGGUGAAACUCCCCGACCGCGUCUCGCUCUAUGUGCUCGAUAACCGACCCUUAUUCUACCAACACAUGGAUGACCCGAUCAUCCCUCACCUAAAAAUCGUCCACCAGUACCCUCAUGCUUUCAAGACGCUGCGUAUCGACCGCGGUGCCAUACGCUUCGUCCUGUCCGGCGCCGCGCUCAUGGUUCCCGGCCUCACCUCCGCCGGCGGCCGGUUGCCGGACAAAGAAGAGGAGGCGAGGCCGGGCGACAUUGUCGCCAUAGAGGCGGAAGGAAAGGAGGAGAUCUGCAUGAUUGGGCCGCUCGAGGUCGGCACCGAGGAGAUGAAGGAGAAGAAAAAGGGCGUCGCCAUUGGCACCGGACAUUACCUUGGCGAUGGGCUGUGGAAGCUGGAUCUCAACUGA